This is a messenger RNA of Acanthosepion pharaonis, 459 nucleotides long. The record is from the annotation of a GenBank genome assembly. NCBI's taxonomy places the organism in Eukaryota, Metazoa, Mollusca, Cephalopoda, Sepiida, Sepiidae.
AUGCGCAAGUCGUUUGGUGUCUUUUCUUGGGCAGCAAAAGCCAUUGCGGUCGGUCGUCCGUCGGCAGCAGUCUUGGGUGCCUCUGUUCAUAUCUAUCUCAGCCUGUUUCUAUCUAUCUAUCUAUCUAUAUAUCUAUCUAUCUAUCUCAUAGAAAACUCGCUUCCUUUUUCUUUAUUUACUUUCUUUUCCAUGUUUUUGCUUGUUAUUUCUUUCUCUUCUUUAUCAAUCAAUUUUUCUCUUUGUCUCUCUUUUCAUUUUCUUUCCCCUAAUGGAUUUUACUCUCUUUUUCUAUUUUAUUUUUCUACUUUACAGCCACAGCUUUUCUUUUUGUCUUUCCUUUUAUCUCUGUCUCUCUCUUUCUCUCUAGCGUCUUUUAGUUAUUCUAUUUACCUGCAUCCCCUUCACCAGCCUUUCUCCUUCUCUACUCCUUUUUUUCUGCUUGUUUUUUUCUUUCUUUGA